Molecule: messenger RNA, 7998 nt
Organism: Alligator mississippiensis (American alligator)
Lineage: Eukaryota; Metazoa; Chordata; Crocodylia; Alligatoridae
Gene: PTN
Product: pleiotrophin
Exons: 5
Coding region: 16-741 (241 amino acids)
Molecular function (GO): growth factor activity
Source: RefSeq, a predicted model, not a curated record
CCCCCGUCGGAUCACAUGAGUGAGAAGUGCCGCGUCUCUCUCCGCCUGCCCGCCCGCCUCCUCCCGCAGUCUGCGCUCGGGCGAGUGGCGGCGCGCAUCCGGCUCCCCGCCCGGAGCAGAGCGCUGCGCUGCGCUGCGGAGCCCGGCACCACCCGGCGCGGAGCGGGAGCGGCACCGGCACCCGGGGCUCCCCUCGCUCACCCGCCACGGCUCGAGGCGCACGGGGGCACCCGCCUCUCCAAAAUGCAGCAGCAACAACAACAACGUCGAAUGGUCACAGCUGCCUUCUUGGCAUUCAUUUUUGUUUUAGUAGCCGUGAGUACUACUGAGGCUGGCAAAAAAGAGAAACCAGAGAGGAAAGCUAAGAAGUCUGACUGUGGAGAGUGGCAGUGGAGCGCUUGUGUGCCUACCAGUGGAGACUGUGGCCUGGGGACUCGUGAGGGCACUCGUACUGGAGCUGAAUGCAAACAGACUACGAAGACCCAAAAGUGUAAGAUCCCCUGCAAUUGGAAGAAGCAGUUUGGAGCAGAGUGUAAGUACCAGUUUCAGGCCUGGGGUGAAUGCGACUUGAAUACUGCUUUGAAGACUCGAACUGGGAACCUAAAGAGAGCUCUUCACAAUGCUGAAUGCCAGAAGACUGUUACAAUCUCAAAGCCCUGUGGGAAACUUACCAAACCCAAGCCUCAAGAACCCAAGAAGAAGAAAAAGGAAGGCAAGAAACAGGAGAAGAUGCUGGAUUAAUAGAAGCCAAGCUGGUCAGCAUGAGAAAGGGACAUCGGCAGCCACGAUCAGUUAACAGUUUCAUUUACACCUAGGCAUUUUAUCCUAAAAUUAUUUAUAGCUUAAUAGUACAAUAGAAGGAAAGAAACAAAUACACACACACACACACAAAAAAAUCUUUUUUUCCUUUUUAUUUUACUUUAGUAUUUUUAACAUAUAACCCUAACAAUGUUUUUAGAGGCCUGAAAUAAAGGACUGUAACUUCCUUUAGAAAAGUAUUUCUAUUUUAUAUUGAACAAUGUAGAAGGUUUUAAAGAUUUUUUUUUCUCAAGUUUUAUAUUAGGUCUUGAUCCUAUGAAUUAGUCCACACGGGCUAAGGCUUGAGCAUACAGAGCCUAACUGUAGUCAGUGGAACUUUGUUGUAACGGUCUUUGCCUGAAAGCUGCAGUGUUUUAGGAUUGUGGCCUUGGGUCAGAAACAAACAAACCUUUCUUUCUUUUUCCUUUUAUCUUUUAAAUUCUUGUUACAGCUAGAGAGCUCUGUGAAUAAUCAGCUGGGUAGGGAUUUUUGGAUAUUUGCAGGUAAGAAUUUUUUUUUUUCUGGUUAAUCUUCAGGUGAAAGGCCACCAUUUCUAGGUUAAAAACUCAUCGUCUCUGCUGCUGGCAAUUUUCCUUUCUCCGAUAGAAAAAAGGUGGGGUUAGCAAAGUCCUGAAUUUUUCAUUUUUCCCCCUCAGAAGCUGAGAGAGUAUUUUUCAUAGAAGAAUGACAGCAGAACUCUCUUUUUGUUUUCAUAUUAAAUUCAAGGUGAUGGAGAAAAAUGUUUUCUUCUCUAUCUAAAAAUCCUGAAACCCCCCCAGAAAUUCUGGGGGUUUUUUUCCAGCAGUGAAAACAGCCUUUUUUUCCUUACACAUUUAACCUGCAUUAUUGUUUUUGCCUGACUCAGCUCCCACUGAUGUUAGUGGAAGACCUCCUAUUGAUUUUACUUAGAACUGGUAAAAAAAAAGAAGUAUUUACAGCAGAAAAUAGCUAAAGAAAUGAAAGUAAAAAAAUGUCAUGGACUAUUUGAUAUUUUGACACAAAAUUAAACAACGUUUGAGAGGGGCUAGAUAUAAAAAAAAAAAAAAAAAAAUCAAUGUUUUUGUUCUCUUUCAUUUCCCAUUACAGAGAGAGGAGGGUGGGAAUGAAAACCAAAACAGUUUUCUGUUUUCAUCCACAAAUUGGAAUAGUUCAGCCAAAAUAAAAUUUUUGUGCUGUGAAAUUUUCAUUUAAAAAUAUUUUGUGGGGAAAAAUUAAAUGGAAACAAUUUGAUUGGCUGUAAUUUCAACCGGUGCUGAAUCUCUUCUUCUGAGGAGAGGGGAGUCUUCUUUCUUUCAUUUUGACCAUUAUUCAAAAUGAUUGUGAGAUCAGGGGAAAGACCCAUUUCUUAUGAGCCAAUUUGCUAUCCAACUGGCUCCUUGAAGAUCUCACCAUGUGGUGGAUUGGGAAGAGGAUUGGUUUUCGCACAAGGCCGCUUUUAGACUGACAUUUUCAAAGGAGCUAAAGGAAGUUCGGUGGCCAAAUCCCAUUGAAUUUGCUUUGAAAAUCAUAGACUAAAAGAAGAAGGGAGGGACUACGUACUUUGUAUGAUCAACAGGCUGCCAAUCUUAUAAGUGUUGGGGGGACUCUGCCAAACUCCACUCAUUUCCGUGGUGCUGCAUCAGACAUAGUAUAAGCAAAUGAUCUGAAUUAUAUUCACAAAGCUUGCAGAAAUAGUGGGGAAUUUUUCCCAUGCUAACCUCCCACAUGCCUCCCUACCCCAAACAAACUCUGGGACAGACCUUCCUCAUGCUUAUACUAAAGUUAUGUCUACAUUGUAGUCAAUAUGCAAGUACAAUUCACAUGGACACAUUUGAAUUCAUUUUAUAUCAACUAGGUUGGGUACUGAGAGCAGUAAUGCCAUAACAGCCCAGAUAUCUGCCUGGACUAUCAACCAGGUAUAUGCCUGGCGCUGGAAACAUUUUGCCUGUAAUUCAUGCUGAGUUCCAUGUGCUUUGGCUACACUGUUAUUGUUACCUGAGCUUGAAAUGGAUAUUUGGGUGGGCCAACAUUUAGAGCAGAUGAGCAAAAAUCAAAGCCUAUUAAUAUAUUUAAUUAAACUUGACACCCUGAGGCUCUGACUGGUGGGCCUAGAUGCAAAUUGGCCCACUUUGGCUACGCCUCUGACUUCAACUAAGUAGCUGCAGCUAUCUGAGCUGUAGUCAUGCAUUGACUGCAUUGUAGGCAUAUCCUGAGGGUAGAUGUUUUUGGCUAUGCCUUAGAGCAGAAUUUGAGAACUGCUUCGGUGUGUCUCUGGAGCUCUUCCUUGUGCCCUACAAUUAGAAACUGUUUGAUAUACAAGCAGUGGGGGAUUCAGUUGCUGGGAGGGAACAUAGUUAUAGGAGAAUAGUUGCUUUUCACUCGCCAAAGGCUUGUUUACAUACUGAACUAAUUUAGCCGGUACAGCUUUUAAACUUGGUUUCCAGUGGUCAAGGUAGCUAUCAAGAGUCAAGAAUGAAGCAAAGACAGACAGCCUGAUUGUUCCUGCACAUAUACUGGUUUUUAUAGUCAUAGCUCCUUGUUUCUACCAGGUAGAAUUGAAAAGAGAACCAUGUGUUUAGCUCCUUGGGGAGUGCUCACUUGGCACCUCAUGACACAUGAUCAGCAACCCAUCAGGCUGAUUAAAAGAAUAAUCUUAACAGGGUCUACAGGAAACCCAUUGAGUCCUUAUUAUCAAGAGGAUGAUGGCAGUGAUGCAUGGCCUCAACAGAGUCUAAAGAGGAAAAAUGAAAAUAUCCUCAUGGCUCCAGGACAACAGUGCAGAAAAUCCCUUGGUGUGGAGGGAAUAAAGAUGUGGGGUGAUGAAAAUGUUUCCAGUAUGCCACCAGCCAUAGAAGAUCACAUACAUACUGGUACUGGUAUCAAUAACCAAAGUAAAUAUUUUGUACUUCACAAAAGGGAAGAAAAUAUCUAGCAAAUCAGCCAGAAGAAUUCCAUGGGGAGGCCUGGAUGACGGUAGAGAAGAGACAUACUAAUUAUGCCAAACCGGAGAAAACAGUUACAAUUCACCUUUCAAAAGAAACAGAACAGCCAGGUCAGCUGUAAAAAAAGGCACCGGGGUGUGAGUUGACCUAGAAAACUGGUCCAGCUGUUUUUCUAGUGAAGUUAAAUUGCAAAACAAGAGAAAAGCUUCUGAGUACAUGUUCACUCUCCAUCCAUCCUCUCUCCAUCUGCCCAGAGUCAUUUGGCAGAUCCUACCCAUUAAUUUCUUUAUCCUAUAAUCUCCCAUUGUCUUAUAGAGGCUUCCACAAUGGUUACCUUCCAGCUAAGGAGGGAAAGUAUGUCUUUCCUUCUAAAUUAUAAUUUUAGGAGAAGGAAAGACAUACUUACCUACACACACACACACGCACAUAUAUAUAUUAUAUAUAAAAAAUAUGUUUAAAUCAAGAACAACUUGGCAUACUAGCACCAAAUUUACAGAAACAAACAAUGUAUCCCACUUAGGGAUUGAGCCAUUAUUUUAAUCAGUUUAAUGAAAUAAGCUAGAGUUACCUGUUACUAGGCGAGUGUCCCACCCCAGGAUUUAUAUUCUUCGAUUUAGAUUUUGAAACUUUUUGGCUUUUGGCAGCUGUGCUCUAUAUCUCUAAUGUGUUGAAUCACCUCCCCAAAACUUCAGGGAAGCCCAUAUUAUGGUAGGGACUCAAAUAGGUUAGGCCACUGUCAAGUUUGACAUUUCUCUAGGUAGAAAUACCCUGCGCUGAAAAGGAGUUCCUGUUUGAACUUCACAUUGUCUCACCACCAGUCAGCAUCUUCUACUUUUAUAGUGCUACUCCUGUUGGUGCUGUUUCUUUUUCAGGGGAGGACACUAUUUUCAUUUUGAGACCAAUAACUGUCACCAAUCAGGGAACAGCUUCAGAGGGCCCUGGUCAAGAAUUGCUGGGUACUAACUCAGAAGCACCUUAUUCAAGCUCCUUCUGUUUAUUUCUCCCAUCACAUAUCUUUCUUUCCAGAGAGCAGGAAAGGUGGGAAUUGGGUGAAACUUUUGCUUCCAUGCUUUGUUUCAAUGGUGCCAAUAUGGUAACUAAGCAAAUUUGGACUGGAGAUAACAUGGAAGCCUCCCCCACUCCUCCUCCUCACAGUGAUCUGGACAUUAAUAGGGGAUAUAAAAAGAUAGGAGCGGCAGUAUGAUCAUUUCCUCAGCUUUAAGAAUUCAAGUGGUUAAGACUAAUAAGAGAAAUGCUAAUCUAUUUUUUUUUUUAACUUGAUGGAAAUUUUUUCCUUCAUCAUUUAGCCUCAGGUCAUGGACAAUUUGAAUAAAACAAUGGUGCAUUAAUUGGUAAUGAACCCAGGGGAGAACAAAUAUUUUCCAUGUGAAAACAGCCAUCUAAAAGCUAUGUAAUGCAGUGGUGAAAACCAGGCUGUUUAUCUGGGAGUUACUGAGGGUGAACGUUGUGGAUCUAUCUAUUCUCCUAUUGCUUAGGAGAAUUCUUUGACAAUCUCUCAGAUUCCUCUGUGGUUUCUAUUAGGCUAAAAGCUCUGAGGAGGAAUAAGCAUGUUCCUUUGUUCCUAGCAUGGCAUGUGUGGGUAUGAUAUAACAUGGUUUGUAUUUUCUAAAGUGCUGCUGGAAUCACUCUGCAACUACAUCAGUUAUGUAAACCUGCCAAGGUUUGUUUUUAGUGAAUAUUGAUGAGAUUUCAACAGAAAACAGAAAUGUUCCAAAUGUCCCAGAACCGUACGAGGAGGAGAAGGAGGGUUGGGGCUAGGGGGUAUCAGAAAUCUCUCCCUCAGUCCGUCCAGAGCCCACCAAGGGGUGGUCUCCUAUAAAUCUGGAGUAGUCCUGUAUAAAAUGAAGAUAUUUCCCUCCAAGUUUUAUCAGUGUUUCAGACUUACUCUUUGGUCUGGCCAAGAAAUUCCUCCCAGGAUUUUGAAGGCAUUACUGGGGCUUUUUCUCCCAAAGUUGGGAGAAUGUUCUGAAGGUCAGGAUAGGGGUUCUCAUGCUGAACAUGCAAAAUGCUGGUGGUAAGAGAGAUUCAUGUGCGACCUGCGUGAGCAACCUACUCCCCCAAGUACCAGGAAUGGAUGCCUACAACUAAACCUUGCUCUCUGUUUCUUCCUGAGAGACAAAGAAUUGUGGGAGCUUGUGAUCAGGAUGAUUUUCAUAUCCAUUUAAUAAGAUAUGUACAACAUUAAGUUGAAAAAUAAUGACACUCUAAAACAAGAUAAGGUGGGUUUCCAAAUUCUGUGGGAAGAUGGGCUUCUGUUAGUGAAGAUCAUCAAAGGGUUUCUCUAAUUGGUAGCUUCCUAGUGGACUGGAAACAUAUCCUAUACAAAGAAAAAUUAGAGCUGACAGUGCGACCAAAAACAUCCUCAAAAACAGCUUCUUUCAGAUUAAGUUGGGAAAUCAGUAGAGAAGAUUGCAUCACAAGCAGUCAUGUUAAAGUGUGGGUGGGUGGUGCAGGGGGAAGCGUAGACCUUUAGACCCAGACAGAAAACUGAGCCAAUCAGGGGACAGCGAAAUAAACCAUUAGUCAUUCAUGUACUUUUUAAAUCUGGAUUUGGAAAUGAUCUGGACCUCUUGCUUUUACUAGCAGAAAGCUUGAGAUCCUGUUUGUUGCCAGCAUGACUGUGAGUAAUGACAAAGCGCUCAUCCUUCUACUACUACCUUCCUUCCACGCAUAUUCCAAAACCUUCAGCUUUGUCCUUUGUCUCCUUCAUUCUAGCCCCAAACACAUUUGAGAAUCUAUUUGUUCCAGAGAAAAGCUGAAAUGCCCUAGUAUAUUCUUCACUAUUUCCCCUCUUUGGAGGGUUGAACUGGCUCUUUAGCACUGGCUUUCUGUUCUACAUUUGACUGUGGAGCUCCAUGAAGUGAAGAACAGAUCUGCAUCCAACACAAUUCUUCCAGCCCACGGCUCCUUGAAGCCUGAAUGAGCUGCCUAUGGUAUGAGUAUGCUCACGAUUCUCUCAUUAAACAGUUGGUAAAGAAGUCUCCAUUUUCAAAUGCAAUUGCUUAUUUUCUGUCUUUGAUGAUGACCCAAGAUAGAAUUUUCUGAAGACACUUCAAAAGGCUCUUCAAGGUUCAGACUUGCAUAGAGAAGGCUCCUGCACUGAAUUCCAUGAGGAAAGCUGGAGAAUUUACAGCCUGUGCCAGGCUUUAUACCCAUAGCUAUCUUCUUAAUUAAUUACUUGUCCUAAAUUCCCUCAUCAUAAUCUGCCUACCAACUAGAUACCAUCUAGCUUCCCCCAGUGGGUCCUUGCACUUCCAAUAUUGUAAUUAUGUGGUUCAUUUAGACUUUUAUUGUUUGAAGGGAAUGGCUUUGCUCUCCAGAGAUUGUCUUGGACAUUGAGAGGUCUUAAGCAGAACAAGCAACCUAGUGCUGCGCUUAGAGCUAGAAAUCGGCUAUUGACAAUAUGACUAAGCAAGCACAUCACAACAAAAAAUGGAUGCAUGGCUCAAUGUGCCUCUCCAAAAAAAAUAUUGUAGCAACAUUUUAGGAAAAAUAAAGGGUCUUUUUUUCUUGUAUUAUUAAUUACACCCAUGCAAAGUAGGUGCAGUGAUUUCCCAGGAUACAUGACAGUGAAGAAUCAUGUCCAUCACUUUUGGGGGGGGCGUGGAUGUGGGCAGUUCAGAGGAUUCAAAACAUAUUUCAAAGCAAUGGCUAAAAUCUCUGCAUCAGAAUAAUGUUCUACCACCACCAAGAAAAGGGGAAACUAUAGUGGCCUCCAUAGUCUUUACUGCAAACAUCAUAUGAGAGGAAUUGAUUCACUAGAGUUUUAACACACAAACCUGGAGGAGAAAAGAAUUUAUGUUGCUGCAAAUCAAAUAAUAGAAAAACUUCCCUAUACUUGUAAUUUUGGUGUUAAAAACACGGUAAGGAAUAAAAGUUGAAAUAACAAAUAAAGGCUGAAUAUUGUGCUCAUUGAAUUUCUAAUUCUGUAUAUAUCUAUUAAAACUUACAGCUCUAUAUGAUGUCUUUACAUGGGUUAUUAUGGGUUGUUUUCAUUUCCUUUCCUCAUUUUUUGGUUUGUAUAUUGAUUUUGUAAGCUAGCUGUGUGUUACCUUUUUGUUUUUUUUAAAAGUUUGUAUGAAAGCCAUAUAUACACAUUAUAGAAUGAAAGGAUUAAUCCUGUAACAGCCCUUAAUGUUUUCCUUAGCUAUUCGGGACUCUGGGAGGUCCUAGAGAAUGUAUAUGGUUACCAAUUGUAUCAACAUAAUUUACUUGCUCUUAGUGGAGAUAAAGAAGUUAAAUAAACUAAUACACAGUG